GGCAACAAAGUGCUCCUGAAAUAUUCAAGGAGGCUGUUUUAAACCUGCUGUUUGGGCACAGCCCAGCCAGAAUUGAUGUUAGACUCCAACAUUGGGCAGGCUUGCAAGGAUGCUGGAACAGACUCCAGGCUGCAGGGAAACAAGGCACAGGAGAAUGAAUAUGUUACCAUGUACAUGAAUAUGACCUAUGAUAUGCGGUACUGAGAAGCUCACCGGAAUCAGGACAGACAGCAUAGUGUGGCCAAACCUUUGUCAACUGUGGAAAAUCAUGGACAUUUGUUCCAUUGUCUGUACAUGACUGGCCUCUGGCAAGAGUCCUAAUAAAAGAAGAAAAUAAGGGUGAUUCAUGACAAAACAGAGAUUAAUGUGGAACAGGACAGUCAGUUUGGUACUCCUCAGCUGCACAGGUGAAUUCAGAUAAGCCCACAUAUACUCCUGAACACUAGAGAAAUGCCUCCUUCCCAAUCCAAGACUCAGCAGAAAAAGUUUGGAAAAGAGAAAUUGUUGAAUUGUGAGAAAAAGGCAAGCUCCCCAGGAAAUUCAAAGAUCCACUGUGGGAAACGGUGGGAAGGUAAGAGUAAAGGCCAGCUGAAGGGCAAAGAGUCAUUGCCUGAACAAGAUGACAUCAUUGAAAAAGACCCCUUAAAAAGCCAGAGGCUGGUGAGGCUUCAGGGAGGCAAAGAAAAUGGCCACAAAAAGUUAUUCCAGGGAAGAAGAGCCUACAAGAGAAAUGAUAAAAGAGAAUCUGCUUUGGGGAGAAAAUAUGGAGAACAGUUAGUGUCCAAGUUGGAGGGGAAAAAAGAAAAGGCCUGCAAGCAACAGGAAAUGACAUCAGGACUAGAAAGUGAGGACAGUAGCGAUAAGGAGGAAAAAGCCACCACAAACAGCAAGAAAUACAGUUGUAAAAAGAAGUGUGGAAAGCGUCUUGCUGUUAGCGAAAAAGUCACCGAGUCAGACUCUGUAAAGUCAAUUGCAGUGCAAAGUGUUGAAGGAUCUGUUCAGAAACAUGACUUGCCGCAGAAGGCACACAGUGCCAGGCCUAGGGAAAAGCACAAUGAGAAUCACAGCUUUAAGGAAGCUUCUGAGCAAAAGUCAGGUUUUCAAUCCCAAGGCAGUAUGGCACAGGUAAAAGGUGACAGAGCUGGGAAAAAGCAAGUUGGAAAACAUACCAGGAUUAUUGUCACUGAAAGUGCAGAAGAAAAUAUCCUGGAAACCUCAGAUAACUCCUGCUCUGACUCCAGCAAUGAAGGCCAUUGGACCCCUAAAAAAGCUACAAAAGAGACUGUAGUGGUCAGCACUGCAAGCAGUGAAGAGAAGAGUAGCUCUUCAGAUGAAGAUGGCAUCAGUGAGAAAGAAACCAUGCUUGAAGAUCCUCCUGUGGCUGAAGGAAAAGGCUACAAAGAACUGCUUGAUAAAAGCAAUGAAGCACCCAGUGAAACUGAAAGGGAGCAGGCGACCACAGAUAGAAGGAAUGAAUCUGAGGAUGAAGGCACUGACUUUGCAGGAUUGGAGGCAGAGGAGAAAAUGAAGAAGCAAGAUGACAUGCCAAGACAACCAAAAUCUAUUCUAGCUGAGAGCAGUGAGGAAGGUGAUGUAAGCAUUUCAGGAUUCCAAGUUAAAAGUCUUAAGAACAGAGAAAAUACCAAUAAUGAAGUAGGCAAGGAAAAUAUAUUAGAAAAUGGCAAAGUUCAAGAUAUGUCAAAAGACGCACAUGAUAAUUCUAACAGCAAUAGGGAGAGCAGCACUGAAGAGAGCAUUGACAAAAGAAAAGAAAAUGCAACAAAACAACCACUGCCUAGUGCUGUUAAAGCAAAACUCCACAUUCACCUCAGCAAAGUACUUCAAGGAACUGAACGGGAAGAGAAGGUGAAUGAAGAAGGCAGCACACUGGAAGAUAGCCCUUUGCUCUCCAACCAGCAGAAAACAUUGAAGGAGAAAUAUGGGAGGCGUGAGAUUGCAGAACAAGGUAAAGUGGUAGGACAUAGACAGAGGCACAGUUCUUCAGACUCCAGCAAGCAGGAGUUAGCAGUGAUGAUGCUUACAAAGAAAUGUUCUUCUCAAUCCCAAAUCCUUCUCAAUCUGAAAAACAAACAUAAAAAUGCUGAGACCAAACUAUUAACAAGCUGUAAACCAAAUCCUGUCCAGAUGGCUUUGGAAACCAACUCUGACCUGAAAAAUGUUGAAAACAUCUGUUCAAAACCCAUGACUCUAGAAACCCUCAGUACACAGAAAGAACCCAACAUAGCUCAGAGUUUUGGAGAGAAAAGAUUAAAUCUUUCAAAUAUUUCAAGCUGCUCCACUAUUACAAAAAAAUCUGAUAAGCAGUUCCUUGGCAAGAAGAAGAAAGUUGGAAAAGUUACUGGAAAAGUUAAACUGAGUUCAGGCCAGACUCUGGAUGCAAAAAAAGAGAAAGCAGAAGAAGUGGUUGCAGAGGCACCUUCUGAAAAAGAAAAUGUGCAUGCUGGGAAAGGAUCCAAGUACUUGCACAACCAUUCUGCUUUUAGAAAAGUCACCAGCUGGCUUGGUCAAAAACCUGCCAAGAAAGCAACGCUGAAAGCUCGUCUUCUGAGCGUGGCACGUGCAAUUGGUAUUUCAAGAUGGCUCUUGAAGAAAUUUGGGAAGAGGAAAAGGAGCAGCAAACCUUUUGGAUUCAGAAGUAGAGUGGCAAUCCGGAUUGUAAGCACUGCUGGGUGGGUUGGUCGGUCUGGCAAAGCCUUCACUGGUGCCACCGGACAGCUGGGGAGGGCUGAGUCGAGUGACAAAGAAUCUUCGCCUCCAUUAGUGGAGGGGGAAUGUGGUCCUAGAAUGGCAGAGGAAGUGGGACAUAUUGAUUUGCCUUCUGCUGAUUCCCCUCUUCGUGGAACCAAUUCCUUUCCAUACUUAAUUAGCUUGGAUGAGGAGAAGAACAAUGCUACUGAUGCCAAGUUUGCUAUAGUAUUCCCCAGAGUCCACAGCAUGGUUAAGACAAAGAGCUCCUUAUCCAGGGACUCUGAGAAUGGUUAUUCCCUAGAGAAACUGGGAUCUCUAUCAGACAGAAAAUCUAUGAUGCCAGUGCAACAAGGUUGCAGAUUCAAAUGUGACCUUCCCAGACAUUUGAUGGACCAAAGCCCUCAGAGAAACAGUAAACAGGGCUUCCUUCCACAUCCUGAAAAGGAUCCAAUAUGUACACCAGAUUAUUCCUGUGAGGUAGAUGUCAAAGAGGGUUCAGGUGUCCUCCAGACUGCAGGGUCCAUAGUCACGCCUUGUGUUCACUGGUCUCAGCAGCAGGCUCAGGGAUGUGAUCCUGCAGCAUGGCUGAACUCUGAAUUGCUGCUGCCACGACUAACUGUUGAGAACCUAAGCAAAUGGGCCAUCUACAAGGACCCACAUCUGACCAACAGCCAUGCAAUGACAGUCUGCAAGGAUCAGUGGGAGGCCGAAGACAUCACUGACAAUAUGCUAGAGAUGGAAUUCAUGCAGAAACAGGUACAGGUGUUGCCUCCAGUAUUGGAAUGAAGCUGAACUUCUCCUGAUUUUCAGUAAUGUGUCUAUGCAUUUCAGGUGUACAUGUGUGA
This is a messenger RNA of Aquila chrysaetos chrysaetos, 3554 nucleotides long. RefSeq lists its product as uncharacterized. Bases 451 to 3495 code for a protein of 1014 amino acids. The transcript is spliced from 4 exons. Lineage: Eukaryota; Metazoa; Chordata; Aves; Accipitriformes; Accipitridae. The record is from RefSeq and is a predicted model, not a curated record.